AUGGUCUGGCGGACAACCAAUCCUGAUGCUAGAGAUUUUCCUGUUGACAUGGGUUUCACUAACUUGUGUACAGCAAAAACCAGUAACUCGGAACAGAAGAUUGCAACAACAAAAAUAAACAGGGACGGGUACGAAAUAAGAUUUAGCAACAUUCAUUUUGCUUUUGGAUGCAAGGUGGAAUCUAACAAUGAGAAUCAGAUUCUGCCAAGCGAAGAAAAAUGUGAACUUGCUUUGGAAGGAGCAGGUUCCCAAGAACACUCGGAUAAGAUUGCAAUGCUUGUGGAUGAUGAAGAGCUGGAGCUGAGAGAAUUACAAGGAUGGCCAAAUGCACUGGGGUGCUCUGAUCAUUUUACUACUAAUGGAGAUCAUGCCUGUUCGCUUUGCAAAGAUUUUCUGGCCAAGUUUCGUCCAAAUACUGUGAAGAUGAAGCAUCCAUUCUGUAUGCAACCUUGGGAUUCUUCUCCAGAGAUUGUCAAGAAACUGUUCAAGGUAUAUGAAUUGCAAACUGUUUUUGGGAUUUCAGAUUUUCUGGCCAAGUUUCCUCCAAAUUCUGUGAAGAUGAAGCAUCCAUUCUGUAUGCAACCUUGGCAUUCUUCUCCAGAGAUUGUCAAGAAACUGUUCAAGGUAGAUAUAAGCUCCUUAACGAUUGAUGAGUUUGCCCAAGCAUUUCAGGACAAGGUUGAAAAUCAAGAACCCACUCUGGAAUUCUGGAAGGGAUCGCUAAACCCUUUAACAUGGACAGAAAUACUGCGUCAAGUACUGGUUGCCGCUGGUUUUGGUUCAAAGCAAGGUGCAAUGUGA
This is a messenger RNA of Prunus armeniaca (apricot), 801 nucleotides long. NCBI's taxonomy places the organism in Eukaryota, Viridiplantae, Streptophyta, Magnoliopsida, Rosales, Rosaceae. The record is from the annotation of a GenBank genome assembly.